Molecule: messenger RNA, 1436 nt
Organism: Aphanomyces invadans
Lineage: Eukaryota; Oomycota; Saprolegniomycetes; Saprolegniales; Verrucalvaceae
Exons: 10
Coding region: 4-1341 (445 amino acids)
Source: RefSeq, a predicted model, not a curated record
GCCAUGCGAUGGGGUGUCGUCGCAUGGGGUGGCGCCAUGGCGGCGGCGAGUUCUAUGGUGGUAACUCGUGAUGUGAUCCCCAACACGUACGCAAACCCUUGGAUCGACAUCGUCAUGGAUGGAAUUCAAAAACGAAUGCUCUUGUCGCCCAAGACACAAGGGAUUGUCCUCUUCAACGACAUGGGGGCUGCAGAACAAAAGUACCGCAACAGUCAAGUGUCCGCGACAGUCAAUGGACAACCCGUCCAGACGAUGGUGAAGAUCGUUCGACGACCCUCGCACGCACACAUACCUUGGAAAAUCGACGGGGUCAUCGGCGUCGGCAUCAAGUCGACACGCACAGAGCACCUAUGGCCAUACGUCAAUAGGUCCGACUCGAACACCAUGCAAUACACAUACAAUGGGAUGGACUAUGCCACGGGGGCAGCCAGUCUCGAAUUCGGCGCUUCACCUGACACGGUCGUUUGGUCGGAGCCCAUGAAUGCAGCAGACGAUUACUUUUACCAACGUUUUACCAGCUUUCCGAUAUUUCACCUGUCUGUGUGCGGUACUUCGCUGACCCAAGCCACUUCGACAUACUGGAAUGCCAUCGUCGACUUCCACAGACCAUGCCUAACGCUGCCCAAGGAAUUUUACUCCACGUUACUCGCGUGGGCUCCUUUGAAGUACAACGCAACCGCCAACAUCACGGUCGUUCAUUCCGGCAUUUCCGUCGAGGAUUUGCCAUCUCUGCGUUUCCAACUGUCGCAUUUUUCACCAGUGCUGUCGCUUCCACUGAGCACGCUUGCCUUGCCGACGGACAAUUCCUCCUCCACCCUGCUUUGCAUCCAGCCAGGGUAUUCCGUCAAGCGCAUCCUGGGCGGCCACCUCACGUACACAGAUGUGGACGAAGAUGUGGACGCAUUUGCGCAAAGCCUCAUUGACACCGACAACUUGAAAGUGCCCAACAUGUAUCGGUCUCCGAUAGUUCUUGGCACGAUGGCGCUGCAGUCGCUUGGACUGAUCGUCCAUGCGAAAGACACUCGCAUUGGAUUUCGCCCUUCGUCGGCAUCCACCAAGCUAGAUUCGGAACACGAUCGUCGCGGCACUUGCAAAGCUGCAGUCACGUGCACUGGCGACCAAACCUAUCGCGCUGACUUGAACAAGUGUCAAGAUCCAAACUGCGAUCGCUACUUGAACCGGCGGUUCGACCCAGCGACGAAAACAUGCGUCGUGACCGCGUCGUGGGUGCACUGCAUCGUCCUCGUUGUCGGCGCCAUUGUGUCGUUUGAAGUAUAUUUCGAAGUGAUGCGGCAGCGCUUGAGUCGCCAAGUGUUGGCAGGCCAGGCCCACAACGACUAACGAGCGCACAUGGGGGUGCAGUCGUCUUCUUUAUCUGUGGUUUAAGCUAAAUCCUGGUCGGCCGAUCGGAAUCGACUUGGACGUGGUUGUUUUCA